Messenger RNA from Penicillium bovifimosum, 207 nucleotides. RefSeq names its product AMP-dependent synthetase/ligase. Lineage: Eukaryota; Fungi; Ascomycota; Eurotiomycetes; Eurotiales; Aspergillaceae. The record is from RefSeq and is a predicted model, not a curated record. The transcript has 2 exons. The coding region runs from base 1 to 207 and encodes 68 amino acids.
AUGACUUUGCCAGCCAUCAAGGAAAGAGCCCAACUGAAGACUCUCAAAUUCUUGCCGGAGUCGAGUGAGCCGGGAAUCGUUCCAUCGAGCCCUCUCCAGGGACCUAUGCUGUUGGAGACCAUUCGCGAAGGCAAGGCAGAUUUCAAUCCGUUCGAGCUUGAUUUCGAGCCCUCAGUCAGUCUGGAUUUGGUGCCUGUCUGCAUUUAG